UCCCCAUUUAAUGGCUCUACAAUGACAUCGUGUCUCCGAAAAAAAAAAAUCAUUUGACACUCUUUUUAUUAAAAACAUAUCUAUACAAUAAACAAACUUUUAUGUUGACCCAGAAAAAUUUUUUUGUAGAUCUGCCAACGGCCAAAACUGGGAUAAUUUUUAUUUAAUGCAUAGCAAAGAGUGGGAAGCCAUUUUUACUUGAGCACAUUCUCUCCUGUGAAGGAUUGUGAAUAUCGGCGGGCUAUGAACGUUGAAGGCUGAAAACACACACACACACACACACAGAACCGUCGCAGUUUUCCUUCAAAUGUGUCAUUAACCAACGAGGUAAAUUUCGUUGCAGUUUUAAGUCGCACACAGGCUCGGGGAUCGAGUCUUGUGACAAUAGAGAGGUCCCGAGAUCGAGAGCUCAGUCCAACUGCCUCCGAAGUUCAUGAUGAGAUCUCAAUUUCUUUAAGAAGAAACGUAUUAUAGCAAAUCAACUCCACAAUCACAUGAACUCAAGGCUACCCUCAAGAUUCCCGCCUAACCGGAGCUUCAAAUUGAUUAGAAGUUGCUUGGAAUCCGGUGACUUACAACGUGCACGCUACUUAUUCGAUAAAGUUCCUGAACCGGACCUGCGUGCAUGGACCAUUUUAAUUUCGGCUCACAUUCAAGAUGGGUUCCAUAAGAAAGCCAUAGAAAUCUACGCUACAUUGCUGGGUCGCAGUAUAAAGCCUGAUAAAUUACUAUUACUAUCAGUGUCGAAGGCAUGUGCUGCGUCUGGUGAUGUUGUCAAGGCCAAGGAAAUACAUGAUGAUGCAAUUAGAUUUGGGUUUAAUAAAGAUCUUUUUUUGGGUAAUGCAUUGAUUGAUAUGUAUGGGAAAUGUAAGUGUGUUGAUGGAGCAAAACGGGCUUUUGAUGAUAUGGUGGUUAAAGAUGUGGUUUCUUGGACUUCAAUGGCUUCUUGUUAUGUCAAUUGUGGUAUGUCUAGACAAGGUGUGUUGGCUUUUAGGGAGAUGGGGUUAGAUGGUAUUAGACCUAAUUCAUUGACAGUAUCAUCGGUCUUACCUGCUUUUGCUGAUUUGAAGGAGUUGAAGUUGGGAAGAGAGAUUCAUGGGUUUGUUCUGAGGACUGCAAUGGAAGGGAAUGUUUAUGUGAGUAGUGCUCUUGUGAACAUGUAUGCCAGUUGCAUGAGCCUUAGACAAGCUAGGCUGGUAUUUGAUAACAUGUCUCAGCGAGAUGUUGUAUCAUGGAAUGUCAUAUUAACAGCCUACUUCUUGAACAAAGAAUGUGAGAACGGUCUUGCUUUGUUUCAUCAAAUGAGAGAGACAGGCAUCAAGUUAAAUAACGCUUCAUGGAAUGUUGUAAUCAGUGGCUGCCAGCAGAAUGGCCAAAAUGAACUGGCACUGGAUAUAUUUAACAAUAUGCAAGAUUCAGGGUUCAAACCCAAUCAAAUCACGAUUGCUAGUCUCUUACCUGCUUGUACAAAUUUGGAAAGCUUAAGGGGUGGGAAAGAAAUUCAUGGUUAUGCCUUUAGGCAUUGUUUUAUAGAGGACAUGACAAUAACAACAGCUCUAGUUUUGUUGUAUGCGAAGUGUGGUGACUUGGAACUUUCAAGAGAAGUCUUCAAUAUGAUGCCAAUAAAAGACGUUGUUGCUUGGAACACAAUGAUCAUUGCAAACUCUAUGCAUGGAAAUGGAGAAAAAUCGUUGAUGCUUUUCCACAAAAUGUUGGACUUGGGGAUUAAACCUAACUCUGUUACAUUUAUAGGUGUCUUGUCUGGAUGUAGCCAUUCUCAGCUAGCUGAUGAAGGCCUUAUGAUUUUUAAUUCAAUGACUUCUGAAUAUGCAAUUAAAGCUGAUGAAGAUCAUUACUCAUGCAUGGUUGAUAUCCUAAGCCGUGCUGGUCACCUGGAGCAAGCAUAUGAGUUCAUCCAAAAAAUGCCUGUAGAACCAACAGCUAGUGCCUGGGGAGCAUUGCUAGGAGCUUGUAGAGUGUACAAGAAUGUGGAGUUGGGGAGAAUCGCAGCAGGUCGGCUGUUUGAGAUUGAACCAGAUAACCCUGGAAACUAUGCUUUAUUAUCUAACAUUUUGGCUACUGCCAAAAUGUGGGUUGAAGCUUCAGAAACUAGAAAAAUGAUGAGAGACAAAGGAAUUGCAAAAACGCCAGGUCGUAGUUGGAUUCUGGUAAAAAAUAAAGUGUACUCUUUUGUUGUUGGAGAUAAGAGUAAUGAACAGAAUGAGAAGAUCUACAGAUUUUUGGAGGAUAUAGGUGAAAAGAUGAGAUUGGCUGGUUAUCAACCAAACUCUGAUUUUGUUCUGCAGAAUGUAGACCAAGAGGUAAGAGAAGAAACACUGUGCAGCCACAGUGAAAGGCUGGCAGUUGCUUUUGGAAUACUGAAUUCAAGUGGGAAAUCAUCAAUUCGAGUGUUUAAGAAUUUGAGAAUAUGUGGGGACUGCCAUAAUGCCAUCAAGUUAAUAGCCAAAAUUGUUGACAUGCAGAUCACCGUUAGAGAUUCGUUCAGGUUUCACCAUUUCAGGGAUGGAUAUUGUUCUUGUCGUGAUUUUUGGUGAUUCUGAUGCUGAUUCAAAGAAGUAAUCCAACAAAAUAUACAAGAUUUAGUUAAGGUCGAAGGCUUGAAUGGAAUGAGACAUGAAUAUUCAUAAGAUUUAUGAAGGCAAAGAGCUUUGAGCACCAAACAACAAUGUACGAGGACAAGGGAUUUCCCAAACAUUUUUGGAUAGGCAUUGUAGAAGCCAUGACUAAAGUAACAAUGAUGAUCAUGAUCUAGAAAUCUGUUCCAAAAUGCAACUGCCAUGGCAGCCCUGGUUUCGCUAAAUGUAAUUUUUUAUUUUCCAGAUCAGUACAUUCAUUUAUGGAAAAAAAAAAAAAAAAACAAA
This is a messenger RNA of Hevea brasiliensis (rubber tree), 2882 nucleotides long. Its product is annotated as pentatricopeptide repeat-containing protein At1g20230-like. NCBI's taxonomy places the organism in Eukaryota, Viridiplantae, Streptophyta, Magnoliopsida, Malpighiales, Euphorbiaceae. The transcript has a single exon. Gene Ontology annotation, molecular function: RNA binding; zinc ion binding; protein binding. The record is from RefSeq and is a predicted model, not a curated record. Gene Ontology annotation, biological process: RNA modification. The coding region runs from base 495 to 2555 and encodes 686 amino acids.